This is a messenger RNA of Girardinichthys multiradiatus, 1133 nucleotides long. RefSeq names its product transmembrane protein 272-like. The transcript is spliced from 5 exons. NCBI's taxonomy places the organism in Eukaryota, Metazoa, Chordata, Actinopteri, Cyprinodontiformes, Goodeidae. The record is from RefSeq and is a predicted model, not a curated record. Bases 172 to 705 code for a protein of 177 amino acids.
GAUUGGCUGCCUGCGUGGGCGCGCUCGUGGGCGCGCUCCCGCAGCUCGGAGGGCUUGUCAGCAGCUGCUGUUCAACUAGGAGCGGCUGUCAGGACACAGACGCUUCAGAAGAGCGAGAGCAAGAAGGACAACUUUGACUAAACUGCAGGUUAGUGUCAGCCAUCACCGAAAAUGAGUAACAGCAUGAUGAGACGAAUAACCGAUGGUCCUAAACCCUCGGCGCCAGUGCUGGCAUGUUCAAAGACUGUUUUGUGCAUUAUGCCCAUUGUUCAGAUUGCAAUCGGGGCAGUAUACUUGGACGAGUGUCCGGUCCAGAGCAAGAUCCCCAUCUACCUGAUCGUGACGGGGGUCUUUGGCGUGGUUCUUAAUCUCCUAACUUGCCUGCCCUGCACCCAGGACCCUAAAGACGGCUCGCGGACAAUGCUAAGCCAGGCCUUUGCCACCUGGAACUCGCUGGUGUCCACGUUCCUCUUCUGCUGGUUCAUCACUGGAAACGUUUGGAUUUACUCCGUUUACCAGCCUAACUACAGCAAGAACGCCACAGAUGUGAGCUCCUACUGUAACAAGACGCUCUACUUGUUCGCCUUCUGGACCACCACGCUGGUCUACAUCCUGCUGGGUCUAUUCCUCCUCACGGGCUUCUGCGUCCUGUUCUGCUUUUUCUUGUGUGGCCGGGCGGACCCCGACGACAACAACGAGCCCUGAGAGACUGCAGGGAAAAUUUUAGAUGGGCAGCCUCUCAUGUGACUGCGCAUCACCUGAAGCUGUUCGUCAACUCUCAGAUGAAUGAUCUUAUUUCUAAAACAAAACCAGCAGAACCAGUUCCAGUCUUGACCUUUGUGGUGGCUAAAUCUCUUAGUUUUACUCUCAGAUGAUGUGCGUUUUAACACUUGUAUUUGCUGUCCACGUUGCUGUAUAUUGUCUAACACUGAAUGGAUGAAUGAAUGCUGUUUUGUUUGACUUUCUAUAACUACUAUGCUGGAAGCCAUGUUUGGUGAGGUGUUUACAUCUCAAGAGGAAAUGACAAAAUAUCUGUUUUAUUUUAUUGCUUGUGUUACUUGGGGUUGCCCACAAAGGUGGAGGAAGCAGAUGAUGUAUAUACCAAGCAGACUAAAAUAAAAGACAAAACUUUA